AUGUCCGGAGGAAUCGUUUCGUCAAGAGCACCGACGCCAAGAACAGGCCAUGUAGCAAUUGCAUAUGAUCACUACAUGUUCGUUUGGGGUGGCUACCAAAAUGAACUCACAGAAAGAUACUUAUCACCAGAUGAACUGUGGAUAUAUGAUUCUUACUUGGAUAGCUGGCAAUUGAGAAUCCUAGAACCAGAAGAAGACACUUCAAUCAACUGCCCGCCAGGUACAUCUGGAGCAUCAGCUGUGUUAAAAGGAGAUGCAGUAUACUUGUUUGGUGGCCACUGUUAUGCUGGAAACACAAAUGAACUGUAUAGACUUAAUCUUCAGGAAUUUUGCUGGGAGUAUGUCCAUUCAAACAGUUUAAAGCCAAGCCCAAGAGAUAAAUUAUCUAUGUGGGAGUAUGGAAACAGCUUGUAUGUGUUUGGUGGCUUUGGUCCUCCUCUAGAAGGUUAUCUAAAGGAACAUGGAAUCUGGAUCCCAGAUGAAUCCUCAUCUUCCUACAGAGGUUGGAACAACCAACUACUGGAUUUUGACCUGAAAACACGAAUGUGGUCAAAUCCUAAAUGUAGUGGUCCAGUGCCAUCACCAAGAGCAGCUCACGCUGCUACAAGAGUGGGGAACAAAGUGUAUUUGUUUGGAGGAAGGCACUGUAGUCAGAGACUGAAUGAUUUGCAUUGCCUUAAUUUAGACACAAUGACUUGGUCAGGAAGCCUCCAUACUGGUGGUAGUAUUCCAGUUGGGAGAUCCUGGCACACUUUUAGUGCUGUUUCCAGUACUGAAAUAUUCCUGUAUGGUGGAUUCACCCAGGAUAAUGAUACCUUAUGUAAGUAUUGUUUUAUUUUUAUUUUCCGUUUAAUAUGGGUGUGGCCACAGUGACUUACCUUACUUGAUAAUGCAGAUUUAGUUCACUUUAUCAAAAAUGUUAAGUGGCUAUGUUAUUUGUUAAGAUGCAAAACCAAAUGAUCCUAGAGGAAUUUGAUAGUGGAAAUGAAGUAU
Messenger RNA from Lingula anatina, 993 nucleotides. RefSeq names its product kelch domain-containing protein 2. Lineage: Eukaryota; Metazoa; Brachiopoda; Lingulata; Lingulida; Lingulidae. The record is from RefSeq and is a predicted model, not a curated record. Gene Ontology annotation, molecular function: protein binding.